GAGGACACGCUGGAGAAGACCACGAUGCUGCCUACAAGUGCUGGCCACCGGUGGAGGAGCAGGUUCCUCAUGAGGUGGCAAGAGGCUUGUCUGCUUGGCUGCUGGCUCUCACUAUGUGCUGCUGAGUCCUUCUUUGCUUGUCCUUCCUCCUGCAAGUGUAACAGUGGCAACCUGGAAGUGGACUGUAGUGGCCUGGGCCUCUCUUCCAUUCCCUCGGACAUCCCCACAAACACCAGGACCUUCCUCUUUCUUAACAACAAACUCAGCAUCCUGCCAGGAGCAGUGUUUUCCAACCUCUCUGCUCUACAGAGGCUGGAUCUAUCCAACAACUUCUUGGACCAGCUCCCUCAGAACAUCUUCAGCGACCUGGGGAACCUCACAGAGCUCCAGCUGAGGAACAACAGCAUCCGGGCCUUGGACAAGGACCUGCUACAGCACACGGCCCUGCUGCGCCAGCUGGACCUCUCCAUCAACGGCUUGGCCCAGAUUCCUUCGGGCAUCUUUGACGACCUGCCUGCCCUCCGCUCCCUCUCCCUCAGGUCCAAUCGCCUGCAGAGCCUGGACAGGGUGACCUUCGAGCCUCUGACCAGCCUGCAGCAACUCCAGGUUGGGGAUAACCCCUGGGAAUGCGACUGCAACCUCCGAGAUUUCAAGCACUGGAUGGAGUGGUUCUCCUACCGAGGUGGGAAAAUCGACCAGCUGGCCUGCACCUUGCCCAAGGAGCUGAAAGGAAAGGACAUGCGAAUGGUGCCCAUGGAGAUGUUCAACUACUGCUCCCAGCUGGAUGACGAGAACAGCUCGACAGUGCUGGAAAAUACUGGCCCACCUUGCACUAAAGGAAGCCCUGCUCCUUCCAAAUCUAAAUCAGGCCCAGAAACAGAAGUGGAGCCCAGUGUGGGAUGCCCUCAGAAACAGCGGUACAGGCCUGUGAGCGUGCGCCGGGCUAUUGGCACUGUGAUCAUUGCAGGGGUGGUCUGUGGCAUCGUUUGCAUCAUGAUGGUGGUGGCAGCUGCCUAUGGCUGCAUCUACGCCUCCCUCAUGGCCAAGUACCACCGGGAGCUGAAGAAGAGGCAGCCACUCAUGGGUGACACAGAAGGAGAACACGAAGAACAAAAACAAAUCUCUUCUGUGGCGUGAAACUGUUCUAGGAAGGAAGGGACAGCGAUGAAAAAAGGUACCUGAGAGCAGUCAAGCAUGGGGUCCUCCCAAAAUACAUCUUCCCAGACAGACUGUGCUAUUGCUCCACUCACCCAAGUAGUACAACAUGCUUCUGGGGGUCAGGGCACCUGGCUCAAUUUCUUUUCCUCUGCUCCAGGCCCAUUUUUGUGCCCUGUUACCCUUGGGCCCUCCCAGACAAAUAAAGUAGAGUCAGACCUUGAGUGCUUGCUGUACCUCAUGCCCUUGCACAGAGCUUCCCUCACAUGCCUGCUGCAAAGGCAGCUGGCACCUUCUGGGAACCUGUGUCAUCCUCUCAGCUUUGGUCCUGAGUCGUCCUGUAUCCUGUCAAGAGUUCUCUGCAAACAGAGAGCAGCUGUAUGAAACCUUAUGUGGGGAGCAGGACACCAGAAGUGUCCAUGCCUCACCGUUGGGUCACUGCUGUCGUGUGACACUAAGUUGCUGCCUACCCUACAAAUCAGUGCUGCCAAGAUUACAUCAGAAGGGAGGCAAGGUUCCUAUGGUAGGGCAAC
Molecule: messenger RNA, 1688 nt
Organism: Sturnus vulgaris (Common starling)
Lineage: Eukaryota; Metazoa; Chordata; Aves; Passeriformes; Sturnidae
Source: RefSeq, a predicted model, not a curated record